AACGGCGUUGACCUCACAAACAUGGCCGCCACUAUCGUCACAUCCGGCCCGUGCUCAAAGGAACUGUCGAUAUGAAGCCGUCGCUUCCGGUAAAGCCUCCUUUUCGGCAGCGGCUCUUUCCUCGCCAACAUGCCACUCGCAAAAGACUUGUUGCACCCAUCCCCUGAGGAGGAGAAGAGGAGACACAAGAAGAAGCGUCUAGUUCAAAGUCCUAACUCUUACUUUAUGGAUGUGAAAUGUCCAGGAUGCUACAAGAUCACGACGGUGUUCAGCCACGCUCAGACAGUCGUGCUGUGUGUGGGCUGUUCGACAGUCCUCUGUCAGCCCACUGGAGGCAAAGCCCGUCUCACAGAGGGGUGCUCAUUCAGGAGGAAGCAACAUUAGCUGUUUCUCCAGGAGGUGAAGUGGAGAGGAGGGAAUGGACCGGUUGAUGUCAGCGUCUUGGCCCAGUGGUCUGGUCCGAAAGCGAAGCAGAACCCGAGGAUGAACUCGACAGCAGAUGGAUUUCCACUUUCCAUGCUGACCGAUCGGUUGUUGCUGAAAUCCACCCUCCAACCCUGUCUCUCUAAAUAAAAUGUUGUUUUGGCUAAAACAGA
Molecule: messenger RNA, 596 nt
Organism: Betta splendens (Siamese fighting fish)
Lineage: Eukaryota; Metazoa; Chordata; Actinopteri; Anabantiformes; Osphronemidae
Gene: rps27.1
Product: ribosomal protein S27, isoform 1
Exons: 4
Coding region: 130-384 (84 amino acids)
Biological process (GO): ribosomal small subunit assembly; translation
Cellular component (GO): ribosome; cytosolic small ribosomal subunit
Molecular function (GO): structural constituent of ribosome; RNA binding
Source: RefSeq, a predicted model, not a curated record